GGGAACAAGAUGUUAACAGAGACCAGCACCCAAACAAAUGAAUGGAUGUAGAUUUUCUUCUGUACAAGUUCCAGAGAAGAUGGUGGCCACUGUGCUCACCUUUCUCAUUGCAAGACAACAUGUUCAACCUGUUGAGCAACUGCUGCACCUGGGUCUCCAAAAUACAGGAGCCAAUCAGGAAAGUAACCAUUCUUGUGGUUGGUCUUGACAAAGCAGGAAAAACAUCCUCCAUCAGAGGGAUGUUAAGAGUACCUCAUGGUGUCGAAGGAGGACCCACCCAUGGCUGCAUCAGACAUGAGCUCAGAGUGGAGAACUACCUGGUCAACCUGCUGGAUGUUGGAGGAUCAGCAGAGUCGAGAGGAGUCUGGAGGGAGCUCAGCGGGGAGGCCCAUGGGAUCAUCUUUGUGGUGGACUCCAGUGACAGGCAGAGGAUAAAAGAGGUCAAGGAAAAUCUUGCUGAUCUGCUGAAGCAACCCAGAGUGGCAGGAAAACCCCUAUUAGUCCUGGCCAACAAACAGGAUAAAAUGAAUGCUUUGCUGGGAAGUGAGCUGAUUGAGAUCCUGUCACUGGAGAACCUGGUCAACCAGAGCCGCUCUCUUUGCCAUAUUGAGCCUUGCUCAGCCUUAAUGGACCUGCGACGCUGGUCGGACAGAAAGACCCUGCGUGGCCUUCGAUGGUUGCUGCGUGCUGUGUGUCUGGAUUACCCUGAGCUGUGUACUCGUGUGGCCCAGGACAGUAGGAGACCUCUGGAACCGAGAGAGAGGGAAAAGAACUGGAAAACUGAGAAGAUUCGCAGAAAAACCAAAGGAGACCGAAUGCGAUCCAGCAAGUCAGAUCUUCGCCAAGUUCAUCGGCCCAAAGAGAAGGAGAAAAAUUCCAAGGGGGAAGGAAAGCUGCAGCCUAUUCGAAGCAUGCUGCAAAGGGAGACAUCUAUGAAGAAGCUGACUACAAAGAAAAAGAAGAAGCCGGUUAAGGUCAAGGAAAGUGAAAAAGAUCAAGAAGCAGCAAACGAUCAAGAGGAAGACGAGGGUAACGGUAAUGAAGGAGAUCAAGAAAGCUUAGGUCACAGAGAGAAAGCCAGCAGUGCCCUGAUUCCCCCGAAAAAAAACAAACCAAAGCGUAAACCAAAGGUGAAGGAGGAGACUCUGGAUGUGCCGGAAUCACCUGAGAAUGAGGAGAAGCCGCUCAAAGCCAAAGGGGAAAAGAAGAAGAAGAAGAAAGUUGUCAAAGUAAAAAGGAAAAACAAGAUCAACACAGAAGAGAUGUCUGGGGCUUACCCUCAACCUGUGGACCUGUCUGCUACCUUUGAUCUUUACCGAAAAGCAAUACUGGCUCUGAAGGAACGUCAGGAUCAGGGACAGGCAGAGUGAAAACCUGGUUGCGAGGAUGUGGUCUCUAGCAGAAGUGAACUGGUCGAACUACAUCCCUACACAAACAGUCAUAUCUUUUUUGUGUACCUUUUCUCAAGUUUGUCUUAAGUUUGUCUUUAGACUUCAGACAUGACCCCCUGAACCUUUGGAAUAAUUGCAGAUUCCACUGUGUAGUGAAGGGCACACCUGCAUAAAUAUGUAAUGACAGAAAUGUAAAUGACAGAAAUUACAAACAUGAGUUGAGAUAUAUUUGUUUAAAACAAUGUAGACAUGUUGAAAGCUAAAUAUAAAACUGUGUACCUGGCCAAAUUGUUAAAGAAUGUUUUGUUUGUAUUCAUCCGUGUGAUUUUUGAACUACAUCCUUUUUUUAAAUCAUAAUUUAAGCACCUACCAGCAGUAGACAAUGCACUUUCAGAGGUUGGGGCAUUGUUGUAAGAUUUAUAACAUUGUAAAAUAAAAUUUUCCACUUCUUG
Molecule: messenger RNA, 1843 nt
Organism: Notolabrus celidotus (New Zealand spotty)
Lineage: Eukaryota; Metazoa; Chordata; Actinopteri; Labriformes; Labridae
Gene: arl13a
Product: ADP-ribosylation factor-like 13A
Biological process (GO): receptor localization to non-motile cilium; non-motile cilium assembly
Cellular component (GO): non-motile cilium; ciliary membrane
Molecular function (GO): GTPase activity; GTP binding
Source: RefSeq, a predicted model, not a curated record